This is a messenger RNA of Lodderomyces jiufengensis, 1020 nucleotides long. RefSeq names its product tRNA dihydrouridine synthase (gene DUS4). The record is from RefSeq and is a predicted model, not a curated record. The transcript has a single exon. The coding region runs from base 1 to 1020 and encodes 339 amino acids. Lineage: Eukaryota; Fungi; Ascomycota; Pichiomycetes; Serinales; Debaryomycetaceae. Gene Ontology annotation, molecular function: flavin adenine dinucleotide binding; tRNA dihydrouridine synthase activity. Gene Ontology annotation, biological process: tRNA processing.
AUGCCACCGUCAAAACUCAGAGAUGUAAUAAAAAGCCGACAAGGUUCUAUAAUAACAGUAGCUGGGCCAAUGGUGCGUUAUUCAAAACUACCUUUCAGAAUACUAUGUGGAUUUUAUGACGUUGAUAUCAUAUAUACACCAAUGAUACUAGCCAGAGAAUUUGUUAGAAAUGAAGUAGCAAGAUAUUCGGACUUCACAACUAAUGAUCAAGAUAGAUGUGUUAUUGUACAAGUUGGAGUAAACAAUGUUGAAGAUUUUAUGAAAUUUGUUGAUAUGAUCCAUCCAUUUGUUCAAGGGAUUGGAAUUAAUUGUGGAUGUCCUAUACCUCUUCAAGUAAGAGAAGGUAUUGGAGCUGCAUUAAUGAGUGAACCUAAUUUGGUUUCGAAUUUAAUCAAGACUGCUAAAUCAAAAUAUGGUGAUAAAAUUUUCAUUGAUACCAAGAUAAGAAUACAUAAAGAUUUGAAUGAUACCAUAGAGUUUGUUAAAAAAGUUCAAGAUGCAGGAACUGAUAUGAUAACUAUUCAUGGUAGAACUAAAACUACAAGAUCAUCAGUACCUGUUAAUCUAGAUGCGAUAAAGUUAUUAAGACCUUAUAUAAAAGUACCAGUGAUAGCAAAUGGUGAUUGUUUCACUUUAGAAGAUUGUAAUAAAAUUGUUGAAUAUACAAAAGUUGACGGAGUAAUGUCGGCAAGAGGUAUACUAGCGAAUCCAGCUUUGUUUAAAGGUUAUAACAAAACUCCUUGGGGUGCAGUAGAGAUGUUUAUGGAUUUAACUACAAGUUAUGGUUUACCAUUUAAAAUUUCACAACAUCAUGUUUCACAAUUUUUGGAAAAUAUGGAAAUAUCGAAAAAAAUAGUAAAGCAGCUUAAUGAUUGUAAAAAUAUGAUUGAAAUGAUUGAUUUAAUGGAUGAUUAUUUUGUUGUGAAAAGAUCAAAUGAAGAAAACUUUGCAACUGCAAUAGAACCACAAUUUAGAAAUCUACAGAAAGAUGAAUUUGUAAAAAAACCACUUUAUGUAUAA